UGACAUGCCAAAUGUGAUGGGACAGAGCAAAUAAAUUAGGAAUUAAAACUUUAUAUUGCAGGUCUUCAGUAUUUCUUAAAAAUGCUAAAUGAUAAUUUAGCAUUUUUCAAAAAUGUUUGUAAUAGUUUCAGUGGAAAACUCACUUUAUAUGAGUGAAUUUGCUAACUCUGCUUAGUGCACAGUUAUGGAAAAUAAUGUAAGAGUGUGUAUGUGCAGAGAAUUAUCACUUUACCUCCCAGCCCUGAAACGUAUAUCAUCUACUGUAAUAGGAAUCUGGACACACAGAGACCGGGGCAGUUAAGAGACUGUUUGGUAGCGGGUUGUAGCGUGGCAGUUUGCUGUUUCUGUCUCUUUUUUUUUUUAAGGACCUCAACCUUUUUUGGAAAUUGGGGUGUGUUUUUUAUAAUUGUUAAACCCCUCAACUGUCAGGUAUAAACAUCUCCUCCAAAUCAAUUCCACUGAAAGCUUUCAUCUGAUAUGACAUGGCGAUAAGUGCUCACAAAACAUCCCAGCUCUGAGAGCAAAUGCCCUCCUGAACAGCAGCCAAUUAGCAUGCAUGGACUGCCCAGACCCUCUUUUUCUUUUUUCCAUCCUCUGGCAAUGUGUGGAAUGAGUAAACGUACUGUAGUCUAGGUUAGUGGAUGGUGUUGUCGAGUGAAUGUUGUUGUCUACCUGUUUUAAUAGAGAUGCUAAAAGGGAAAAACUAAAACUCACUCUGCGCAAACUUCCCAGUACUUUGUUUGAUUUUUUUUUCAGAUGACAAAUGUAAUGUAACUUAUUUAACAGCAUAGUUGUUACAUAUUUAAUGCCUUUUUUAAAUGCUCCAUUACCCAACUGGACUGGUUGCUGUAGAUCUGUUUUCUGUAGAUCUGUUUGCUGUAGAUCUAGUUGCUGUAGAUCUGGAUGCUGUAGAUCUGGAUGCUGUAGAUCUGGUUGCUGUAGAGCUUGUUGCUGUAAAGCUGGUUGCUGUAGAUCUGGUUGCUGUAGAUCUAGUUGUUUUAGAUCUAGUUGCUGUAGAUCUAAUUGUUUUAGAUCUGGUUGCUGUAGAUCUGUUUCCUGUAGAUGUAAUUGCUGUAGAUCUGUUUGCUGUAAAUCUGGUUGCUGUAGAGCUGGUUGCUGUAGAUCUGGUUGCUGUAGAGCUAGUUGCUGUAGAGCUGGUUGCUGUAGAGCUGGUUGCUGUAGAGCUGGUUGCUGUAGAGCUGGUUGCUGUAGAUCUAGUUGCUGUAUAUGUAAUUGCUGUAGAUCUAGUUGCUGUAGAGCUGGUUGCUGUAGAUCUAGUUUCUGUAGAUCUAGUUGCUGUAGAUCUGGAUGCUGUAGAUCUGGUUGCUGUACAGCUUGUUGCUGUAAAGCUGGUUGCUGUAGAUCUGGUUGCUAUAGAUCUAGUUGCUGUAGAGCUGGUUGCUGUAGAUCUGGUUGCUCUAGAUCUGGUUGCUGUAGAUCUGGAUGCUCUAGAUCUGUUUGCUCUAGAUCUGUUUGCUCUAGAUCUGGUUGCUGUAGAUCUGGAUGCUGUAGAUCUGGUUGCUCUAGAUCUGGUUGCUGUAGAUCUGGAUGCUGUAGAUCUGGUUGCUCUAGAUCUGGUUGCUGUAGAUCUGGUUGCUGUAGAUCUGGAUGCUGUAGAUCUGGAUGCUGUAGAUCUGGAUGCUGUAGAUCUGGAUGCUGUAGAUCUGGUUGCUGUAGAUCUGUUUGCUGUAGAUGUAAUUGCUGUAGAUCUAGUUGCUGUAGAUCUAGUUGCAGUAGAUCUGGAUGCUGUAGAUCUGGUUGGUGUAGAUCUAGUUGUUUUAGAUCUAGUUGCUGUAGAUCUAAUUGUUUUAGAUCUGGUUGCUGUAGAUCUGUUUCCUGUAGAUGUAAUUGCUGUAGAUCUGUUUGCUGUAAAUCUGGUUGCUGUAGAGCUGGUUGCUGUAGAGCUGGUUGCUGUAGAGCUGGUUGCUGUAGAGCUGGUUGCUGUAGAGCUGGUUGCUGUAGAUCUGGUUGCUGUAGAGCUAGUUGCUGUAGAGCUGGUUGCUGUAGAGCUGGUUGCUGUAGAUCUAGUUUCUGUAGAUCUAGUUGCUGUAGAUCUAGUUUCUGUAGAUCUGGUUGCUGUAUAUGUAGUUGCUGUAGAGCUGGUUGCUGUAGAGCUGGUUGCUGUAGAUCUAGUUUCUGUAGAUCUGGUUGCUGUAUAUGUAAUUGCUGUAGAUCUAGUUGCUGUAUAUGUAAUUGGUAUAGAUCUAGUUGCUGUAGAGCUGGUUGCUGUAGAGCUGGUUGCUGUAGAUCUAGUUUCUGUAGAUCUAGUUUCUGUAGAUCUGGUUGCUGUAGAUCUAGUUUCUGUAGAUCUAGUUGCUGUAUAUGUAAUUGCUGUAGAUCUAGUUGCUGUAUAUGUAAUUGCUGUAGAGCUGGUUGCUGUAGAGCUGGUUGCUGUAGAUCUAUGGUGCUGGUCAACGAAUUAGAAUAAUUUGAAAUAGUGCAAUCAUGAAAUUCUUUGAAUGCAUUUUUUGUGCAGAAAGCAAAUCAGGUGUUCACCGCACCUGUCCUACUCGUUAGACUAAUCACAGAACUCGUUACCUGGAAAAAAAUUUGCUCAGCUGAGCUUUCCAAAAGGCCCAUUUAGGCCAUUUAACUGUGACCCUGUUGUUUUAUUGAAUUAGAAUAAUGGAGAAACCGUUUCAUUGAAUUAGAAUAAAUGCUUGAA
Messenger RNA from Astyanax mexicanus (Mexican tetra), 2665 nucleotides. RefSeq names its product keratin-associated protein 10-4-like. Lineage: Eukaryota; Metazoa; Chordata; Actinopteri; Characiformes; Acestrorhamphidae. The record is from RefSeq and is a predicted model, not a curated record. The transcript has a single exon. The coding region runs from base 806 to 2428 and encodes 540 amino acids. Gene Ontology annotation, cellular component: keratin filament.